CGCUCACGAAACAAAUUAACACAUUUCAAUAUUGUGUUAUGAAUUUUCCAUUUUAGAAAAUAAAUGGCAAACAUGAAUGUUGCAUGUGUGGUUUUGGUGAUAUGCAUGUUUGUUUGCACCUAUGCAGAAGCUAUAAUUUACUGCUAUGAUACAGCUGAUAUUAUUAAACCAUGCUUUAUUUAUCUUUUAACUGACUUUGACUUUCCAGAAAUUGAGCCAGAUUGUUGUAAUGCAGUAAAGAAAGUUGAUGAUGCUGCCAUCACCAAACGUGAUCGUAGGGAAACUUGUAGCUGCUUGAAGCAACUUGCUAGUAAUAUUUUUCAUCUUGAUGUGGAUAAAGGUGAUAGACUUUUUGGCUUAUGUGAGGCUAAGAUUCACUACAAGAUUAACCCCAAUGCAGAAUGUGCUAAAAUCAAGGCAGAGGAAAUUGUGGCUAAUGCACGAUCGGGGAACAUUCUCACUACUAUAUGACAAUGCUUUAAAAGAUUGAUGGAGGCUCAUCUUAAAUACAACCCAACACUCUUAUUUAAAUUUGAGUUUCAGAUUAUUCAUCAUUUUUUUUUUUUUUUUAAGAAUUAUUCAUCAUAUUAUUAGCUCAAAAAUAAUAUGGGUUUCCAAUUUGAAAGUUUUUCGAUAAAUUCGUUAACAAUUGUUAACAA
Messenger RNA from Medicago truncatula (barrel medic), 659 nucleotides. Its product is annotated as non-specific lipid-transfer protein 5. Bases 64 to 471 code for a protein of 135 amino acids. Gene Ontology annotation, molecular function: lipid binding. Gene Ontology annotation, biological process: lipid transport. The transcript is spliced from 2 exons. The record is from RefSeq and is a predicted model, not a curated record. Lineage: Eukaryota; Viridiplantae; Streptophyta; Magnoliopsida; Fabales; Fabaceae.